AUAUUUAAAUUCCGCAAGACUUCUGACGCGCGUCUCUCUGUUUUUCUGACAUGAUCAUGUUGAGUUUGGUCAUAAGCUCUCUGGCUGCGGGUCUUUUCACCCUGUUUGUCCUCCAGAUGAAGUUCUACCCGUACUUUUGGAGUGACUUGAUGUAUUACGCGAGACUUCGUCGCGUCGGGAGGUCGAUGAUGGCGAGGAUGAAGAGCGGUGUCGUCACGUAUCUGCACAACUUUGAGCUUCAGGCCAGAAAGAGUCCAGAUAAAACCUUCAUCGUGUUUGAAGAUCACAUCCUGACGUACAGAGAUGUGGACGAGAGGAGUAACCGAUUCGCACACGUGUUUCAGACUCACUGCGGCUUUAAAUGUGGAGAUGUCGUGGCUCUUCUCAUGAGGAACGAGACGGACUUCAUCUGUGUUUGGUUCGGACUCUGUAAACUGGGCUGUGAGGUCGCGUUUCUUAACUUUAAUGUGAAAGCAGAGUCUCUGCAUCACUGUCUGCGCAGCUGCGCAGCCACAGCACUCGUCAUAGGUUCAGAUGUGAUGGGAUGUGUAGAUGAAGUGAUGCUGAAGGAUGACAGGAUUGAUGUUUGGGUGUCAUCAGAUGUCUCUUCACAUCCUGAUGUCAGCUCACUGCUGGAUAAAGUGAACGCUGCCUCUCCAGAGAAGCCUUCAGUUAACCUCCCUCAGACAAAACUCAUGUCCAACUUCUUAUUUAUCUUCACAUCAGGCACCACAGGACUGCCGAAAGCAGCUCGUAUCAGUCACAUGAAAGCAGUCAUGUGUAUGGCGUUUCUGCGCAUGUGUGGAGCGUGUGCUGAUGAUAAAGUCUAUCUGACGCUGCCGCUCUAUCACAUGUCUGCAUCGCUGCUUGGGAUUGGAGGAUGCAUCCAUCUGGGGGCAACGUGUGUUUUGAAGAGGAAGUUCUCUGCCAGUCAGUUUUGGAGGGACUGUGUGAAGUAUGACGUGACUGUCUUUCAGUACAUCGGAGAACUCUGUCGAUAUCUGAUCCAUCAGCCAAAGACAGCUGAGGAGGCGCUUCAUCGUGUUCGUCUGGCUGCAGGAAGUGGUCUCCGAGCCGAUGUUUGGAGAGAGUUUGUCCGACGCUUCGGGAAAAUCCAGAUCCGGGAAUCUUAUGGUUUAACGGAGGCCAGUAUUGGUUUUGUGAAUUACACAGAUGAAGUGGGACCCAUCGGCCGCGCCACUUAUUUCAAUAAGCUCAGUUUGCCGUUUGAGUUUGUGAAGUGUGAUCCUCAGACGUACGAGCCCGUCCGGACAGACAGCGGCCGCUGUGUUAACGCCAGUAAAGGUGAAACAGGAUUACUGGUCGCUCCGGUGACGUUCAGCAAUCCCUUUCUGGGUUAUGCGGGAGAUAAAAGUCUGUCAGAGAAGAAACUCCUGCGAGAUGUCUUUAAGAAGGGAGACGUUUACUUCAACACAGGAGAUCUGAUGCUACAGGACCACAGAGACUUUGUCUACUUUAAAGACCGAAUUGGAGACACUUUUAGGUGGAAAGGUGAAAAUGUGUCCACGCUGGAGGUGUCAGAGGUGUUGGGCUGUCUGGACUUCCUGCAGGACGUCAGUGUCUAUGGGGUCACUGUACCAGGAUAUGAGGGUCGUGCUGGAAUGGCGGCGGUUGUGUUGAAGGACGGUCAGGGAUUAGACGGAGAGAGAUUUUACAGUCAUCUGCUUCACACGCUUCCUCUGUACGCCUGGCCGUGGUUUCUGAGGGUUCAGACUUCCUUAGACGUGACGGAAACGUUCAAACAGCGGAAGGGAGCGCUGGUGGAGCAGGGCUUCAAUCCAGACGCCGUUCAACAGCCACUUUACUUCCUGGACACAGCCAAGAAAAACUACAUCCCCCUCACCGCACCGCUGUAUGAACACAUCAUAUCAGGCAAGACCAGACUCUAGAUGCAUUCUGGGAAAUGCAGUUUUUAAAACAAAGACAAGUUUGUUUUCACGUGCACAACACAAACAUGCAGAACACAAUCGCAUUCACAAAACAUAUUGUUUUUAGUCUUUACGUCUUCUUUAAAUCCUAAUGUUUAGGUGCUGCUGAAGUGAUUUUAUUAAACUAACAGUGUCUCCUGUGUUGAGACAAAACAACUGUUCCAAAAACAUCAAAACAGUUAUUAGCAUAUAGUGACUUUAAUUACAUUAGGUUUAUGUUACGGAUGCAUUCAGUAUGUUUAUUUAUCAGCAGCUGAAUGAAAGGAAUAAUCCCAUAAUUAUUAACACAUUUCUUCAGUUGACAUGAAGAACAAACAAAAGUAGAUGACCGUGUUACACCAACACAUGUAUCAUGCGUGUAUAUUUACAGUGAGGAGUUGAUAUGUUCAGACUUUUGAUGUUUUUCAUUCACACAAAUGUGUGUGUUUGCGCAUCUAAUAUAUAGAGAUGAUUUAUAGAUUCAUGUGCUGUUGUACAGAAUGAGAUGUGUGUUGUAUAUUUUGUGUGUAGGUGUAAUGAUAUUAACCUUCAGAAGUGUGAUGUGUGCUGUGCAGGUCCUCAUGUUUAUCAGAUCAGAAACAGUGUGUGAUUGUUAAUGUGAUGCUCAUAUGAACAGAACAUAAAGUCAACCUUUAAAACACA
Messenger RNA from Triplophysa dalaica, 2591 nucleotides. RefSeq names its product long-chain fatty acid transport protein 6. The coding region runs from base 51 to 1910 and encodes 619 amino acids. The transcript has 10 exons. Lineage: Eukaryota; Metazoa; Chordata; Actinopteri; Cypriniformes; Nemacheilidae. Gene Ontology annotation, molecular function: long-chain fatty acid transmembrane transporter activity; long-chain fatty acid-CoA ligase activity. The record is from RefSeq and is a predicted model, not a curated record.